AGAGUACGAACCAACUUAACGGCUCUGGGAGUUUAAAUAUAACCCCCCCCACAGCCCCCGCAAAAGCCCACCACCCCAAACUGACACCCUACUUCCCUGCGCAGCUAUGUCCGGCCCUACUGAUCUCCUUUGUCUCUGCCGCGCGAUCCCACCCACCGUAGGCGGGGGACGGGAGCUGGUGUGAAAAGGUCUCCUUGACACCCGACCCUUGUUCCUGAGGAAUGAGUCUCAGCGGUCUCCGCCCGGCUCUAAAUCCAACAACCUCCCCACCCCGCCUCCCUCCUCCCCCUAGUGGGCAGCGCCUGCGCACACCCUUUUGGGCUUGCGCGGGUAGAGGCAGCACGUGCUGGAAGUGGCGCCCCGCCCCCCGUCUAAGGGGUUGGGCCUGUGACGUCGCUUCCUUAAGUUUUGUAAACGCAGCGUGCGUCAGCGAGAUCCGGAGGGGCGGGGCUUCCUGACGAAGGGCGGGGCUCAUGAAUUAUUCAUGAGCUGUAGGUAGCAAACCUCCCCCCUCUGCCCACCUUCUUAGAAGCGCUUCCGAGGGAGCGGAGGGGAGACCCUACAAAGCCAAGGAAGGGCAGGAGUGGAACUGGGCUCAGUAAAACGCGAUAGGUCAUUAUAACUCACCCCCCUUGAAAAUAUUCUCUGCUGAAUUGGGGAAAAAGAAAAAGCACUAAAACAGCCGAUGUUGUCCAACUUCCUCUUCCCCCGAAACGGCUGAGUCGUUCUCUGGCUCCUCUACCUUCCCCCAAUCGCAAUCACCUGGAGACGCCACACCACGCCUUCCUCUCCGCCUCAACACCCACAACCCGAACCCCAACGCAUCCGCCCACUCCCGACGCCCGCUCACUGGCCCGUCAGUUCGCGGGCCUCCCUGAACACCCACCGCGGCGCCACGCCGACUUAUAUACCAGCGAGUGUGGGCGGGGACGGGGGUUCGGUCCGCGCUGGGCCCCCCCAGCUUCUGCCAAUGAGGAAGAAGCGAGUCUACGCCGUUUUCCCGGGGAGAUGCGCCGCCCGGUCUCCCUGUCAGCGGAGUGCUGGGCCGAGGACAGGGCGGCAGGGGUGACAGUGGGGUACAGGAGAGUCUCAAAAUCCUAAGCUUUCAGUAUUUGUUAUUGUGAAAGAAGUUAAUUCACCUGAAACAGAGGAGGGGCAACCUGAGUUAUCAGAAAGUGACUUCCUGGCCUUCCCUUCUUUAUUGAUCAGAGGCACACAAAGCUUAGUUUCUAAGCUGAAUGAUGACAACGUUGCAGAAUAAAGAAGAAUGUGGAAAGGGACCAAAGAGAAUCUUUGAGCCACCUGCACAAAAAUCUUACAGCCUGUUACCUUGUAGCCCUAACUCCCCCAAGGAGGAGACCCCGGGGAUCAGUUCCCCAGAGACAGAGGCCAGGAUAAGCCUGCCAAAGGCCAGUUUAAAGAAGAAAGAGGAAAAAGCAACCAUGAAGAAUGUUCCAAGCAGGGAACAGGAGAAAAAAAGAAAGGCACAAAUCAACAAGCAAGCAGAGAAGAAAGAAAAGGAAAAAUCAAGUCUUACCAAUGCAGAAUUUGAGGAGAUUGUCCAGACUGUUCUGCAGAAGUCCCUUCAGGAGUGCUUGGGGAUGGGAUCUGGCCUUGAUUUUGCAGAGACUUCUUGUGCCCAGCCCGUAGUAUCUACCCAAUCAGACAAGGAGCCAGGAAUUACUGCUUCUGCUACUGAUACUGAUAAUGCUAAUGGAGAGGAGGUACCACAUACUCAAGAGAUUUCAGUGUCUUGGGAAGGUGAAGCUGCCCCUGAGAUAAGGACAUCUAAGUUAGGCCAGCCAGAUCCUGCACCCUCUAAGAAGAAAUCCAAUAGACUCACCUUAAGCAAAAGAAAGAAGGAAGCUCAAGAUGAGAAGGUGGAGAAAACUCAAGGUGGACAUGAGCACAGACAGGAAGACCAACUAAAGGAAACAGUUCAGGAUCAUUCUCAGAUCAGGGACCAGCAAAAAGGAGAGAUAAGUGGUUUUGGUCAAUGUCUGGUCUGGGUCCAGUGUUCCUUCCCAAACUGUGGGAAAUGGAGGCGGCUGUGUGGGAACAUUGACCCCUCAGUUCUCCCAGAUAAUUGGUCCUGUGAUCAGAACACAGCAGAUGUGCAGUAUAAUCGCUGUGAUAUUCCUGAGGAGACCUGGACAGGGCUUGAGAGUGAUGUGGCCUAUGCCUCCUACAUCCCAGGAUCCAUCAUCUGGGCCAAGCAAUACGGUUACCCCUGGUGGCCAGGCAUGAUAGAAUCUGAUCCUGACUUAGGGGAAUAUUUUCUUUUUACUUCCCAUCUUGAUUCCCUGCCGUCUAAGUACCAUGUGACGUUUUUUGGAGAAACAGUUUCUCGUGCAUGGAUCCCAGUCAACAUGCUAAAGAACUUCCAGGAGCUGUCCCUGGAGCUAUCAGUCAUGAAAAAGCGCAGAAAUGACUGCAGCCAGAAACUGGGGGUGGCCCUGAUGAUGGCUCAAGAGGCAGAACAGAUCAGCAUUCAGGAACGGGUUAACUUGUUUGGUUUCUGGAGCCGAUUCAACGGAUCUAACAGUAAUGGGGAAAGAAAAGACUUACAGCUCUCUGGUUUGAACAGCCCAGGAUCCUGCUUGGAGAAAAAUGAGAAAGAGGAAGAGUUGGAAAAGGAGGAAGGAGAGAAAACAGGAGCAAUUCAGAGAAUACCAGUUGUUUCUUUCCACUCCUUUCUCCCCUACGUGGACAUGGAGGAUUUUCAUUCACUUGUUUUCUUAGCAUCUCUUUUCCAGGACCCAAUUUUGCCCAUUCGUAAGCGAGUCAAAAUACAGACCCAAAAAACCAAGCCAAGAGGGCUUGGGGGUGAUGCAGGCACAGCAGAUGGCCGAGGCAGGACACUGCAGAGGAAGAUAAUGAAGAGAUCUCUAGGCAGGAAAUCCACAGCUCCUCCUGCACCCAGAAUGGGAAGGAAAGAAGGCCAAGGGAAUUCAGAUUCUGACCAGCCAGGCCCUAAGAAAAAAUUUAAAGCUCCCCAGAGCAAGGCCUUGGCAGCCAGCUUUUCAGAGGGAAAAGAAGUUAGAACAGUGCCAAAGAACCUGGGCCUAUCAGCGUGUAAGGGGGCCUGCCCCUCAUCUGCGAAAGAAGAGCCCAGACACCGGGAACCCCUGACCCAGGAGGCUGGAAGUGUCCCCCUUGAGGACGAAGCCUCCAGUGACCUGGACCUGGAGCAACUCAUGGAAGAUGUUGGGAGAGAGCUGGGGCAGAGCGGGGAGCUGCAGCACAGCAACAGUGAUGGCGAGGACUUCCCCGUGGCGCUGUUUGGGAAGUAGCUGGUGCUCCUCUGCUCCCUCUUUUUCUCCCUUCUCUGGGGCGCAGGAGGGAGAAGUUGCUAAGUGCUGGGUCUGUUCAUUGGCUAUGAGGUUCAAAUGUGUGUGGUGCAGUUUCUGUGUUAAUAAAGCAGGUUACGGUCGA
Pan troglodytes (chimpanzee) is the source of this 3435-nucleotide messenger RNA. It is a transcript of the gene ZCWPW1, whose product is annotated as zinc finger CW-type and PWWP domain containing 1. Bases 1239 to 3293 code for a protein of 684 amino acids. Gene Ontology annotation, molecular function: zinc ion binding. Gene Ontology annotation, cellular component: nucleus. Lineage: Eukaryota; Metazoa; Chordata; Mammalia; Primates; Hominidae. The record is from RefSeq and is a predicted model, not a curated record. The transcript has 19 exons.